GACUUUAGUAAGGAUGUAAGGUUCAGUAAUUUUUGAACUGACCGUUGUUCUAACCAACGUUUUUAUUAAAUGAACAAACACACCACUUUCUUCACUCCAAAUUAUGCUUUUUUGACCGAUACCCGCAACGAAAAUGAAUUUGUUCAAACGCGGGAUGAUAUUUAUGACCUUCUUCGUGUCUUGCAUAGCCAUGGCUCUUUUGGUUGCCAGCUUAGGGACCAAACACUGGGUGAACGCCAAGGCUAAACGCCUGAAAAAUCCAAUGGAAAGCGACGGGAAAAUCAAUUUCGGCCUCUUUGAUGGUAAAAAGGAAUUAAACGUGGCUUAUGGGUGGAGGACGUACGACAUAGACGUCGUACAUUUGCUCCGGUAUGAACCAGAAUUUUUGAUGUAUGGACUUUGGAUUGGAACUGUAACGUCCAUUAGCGCAGCAUUGCUGUUUUCAGUUUUCAGUUCAAUAUUUGCAGCAGUUAAUACUGCAACAAAUACAUACAGAUUUCUUACGGGAGUGUCUGGAUUGUAUUUUUGGAACUUUUUAGCAUUUCUUGCCGACUUGUGUGCUAUUGGAUUUUGGGUGGCCCAAUUUUUCUUUAGGAUCCAUUACAAUGUUUUAUCUAGAGAGGAUAAGGACAACGAAUGGACUUCAGAGGGAAUGGCGGAAUUAGGAUAUUCCUUCUGGUUUGCCGUAGGCGCAGCCGCAGCAAUGCUUGUAAAUAUAAUAAUAGUAUUCAUUGCAAAUAGCGAUAAAGAAGUUGAGACUGUAAUACCUGUAUUAGAAGAAAAAACCAAUGGAGCCAUCAUGUUGUAUUGAGUUAUCAUUUAAUUCGGCUGUACAUAUUUGCCUCUUACCUGUGAAGAUUUAUUUAUUAUCAAAAUAUUUUUUAUUCUUAUAAAUAAAUAAAAAAUAC
Messenger RNA from Brassicogethes aeneus, 908 nucleotides. The record is from the annotation of a GenBank genome assembly. NCBI's taxonomy places the organism in Eukaryota, Metazoa, Arthropoda, Insecta, Coleoptera, Nitidulidae.